CCGUCAACCAGUCCCAUCUCGCAAACACGGGACGGAAGUAUUCAAACAUUUUUGGCAGUCGAAAUCCGUUUCUCUCUCCCGUUUUCAGUUUAAUUGUUUGUUAUGAGCCAACCAAACUACACCUACGUUCAGCCGUGUCCGAACCAACCCUAUUGCAAUCAACAACCUGGAUACUAUCCCCAACAACCAAAUUAUUAUCCUCAGCCUCCGCCGCAGACGAUCUAUGUGCAGCAGCCACCACCAAGGAACAAUACGGGACUGUGUGCUGCACUUCUAGCAGGUCUAUGCUGUGGAUGCUGUUUGGAAAAUUGUUGUGAUGAUCUGUGUUGUUGCUGUGAUUGCUAGUUUUGCUCCUUUGAUAUCCUGUCUCUGCUAAGUGAUUCACUUGUCUGAAUAUGUUCUUCAUUUUAAAUCGCGACACUCUUCAAUGUUAGCUUAAAGUGUGGCUUUAUGUCAAAAGUCAAAAAUUGCUUUGAUAAUGGUUAUACUCCUGCUUGAAUCGUCAAAACGCAAUGAAGAGUUCUUUCACA
Messenger RNA from Cylicocyclus nassatus, 530 nucleotides. The record is from the annotation of a GenBank genome assembly. NCBI's taxonomy places the organism in Eukaryota, Metazoa, Nematoda, Chromadorea, Rhabditida, Strongylidae.